This is a messenger RNA of Prunus armeniaca (apricot), 510 nucleotides long. The record is from the annotation of a GenBank genome assembly. NCBI's taxonomy places the organism in Eukaryota, Viridiplantae, Streptophyta, Magnoliopsida, Rosales, Rosaceae.
AUGAAGCAACCACAGGGGAUUGAAGAUCCUCAACAUCCAAAUUUUGUGUGUCGCCUAAAGAAAUUGUUAUAUUGCUUGAAACAAGCCCCGAGGGCAUGGAACUCAAAGUUCACUGGAUACUUACCUUCUCUAGGUUUCAAAUCACAGAAACAAGGAUCCGUUUCUCAUAGUUCUACAUCAGUAAAGUAUCGAGCUCUCGUUAACACUUCUGUUGAUAUUGUCUGGAUAAGACAAGUGCUAGCAGAUCUUCAUGAAUUUCUUCUUGAGCCUCCAAUGAUUCAUUGUGACAACAUGUCUGCCUUAGCCCUUUGUUCUAAUCUAGUCUUUCACUCGCGUAUUAAGCACCACGAUAUUGAUUACCAUUUUGUGAGAGAAAGGGUUCAACGCAAAGAUAUCUUAGUGCAAUGCAUUCAAACAAAUAAGCAAGUUGCAGAUGUAUUUACAAAAGGACUUCGUGCACCUGUGUUCUCACAACACUGUAUCAAUCUCAGACUGGGAAAUCCAAAUUGA